Molecule: messenger RNA, 960 nt
Organism: Bufo bufo (common toad)
Lineage: Eukaryota; Metazoa; Chordata; Amphibia; Anura; Bufonidae
Product: olfactory receptor 6B1-like
Exons: 1
Coding region: 1-960 (319 amino acids)
Biological process (GO): G protein-coupled receptor signaling pathway
Cellular component (GO): membrane
Molecular function (GO): olfactory receptor activity; G protein-coupled receptor activity
Source: RefSeq, a predicted model, not a curated record
AUGUAUGAAGCCAACUCGACCACGGUCCCAGAGUUUUUUAUACUGGGAUUCCCGGCUCUGAAUGAUUACAAGUUUUCUUUCUUCUCCAUUAUUCUCAUCAUGUAUUCCAUGACUAUAUGUGAAAACCUCUUGAUCAUUUUACUGGUGUCCACAAGCCAACGUCUCCAUUCUCCAAUGUAUUUCUUCCUUGGACAUUUGGCGCUGUCAGACAUUGUCCUUGUGACAAUCAUUGUUCCUAAGAUGCUGGAAGUUAUCAUAUGGGAAGGGAGCACAAUUCCUUAUGUUGGAUGUUUAGCCCAGUUUUACUUAUAUGGGGGAACGGUCUGUGCAGAGUGUUUUUUACUCUCGGCCAUGUCUUAUGACCGGUACUUGGCCAUCUGUAGACCUCUACAUUAUAUCUCAGUGAUGAGUGCCAAGCUUAGAUACAGUCUGAUCAUCUCAUCCUGGGGGUUGAGCUUUAUGUUAGUAUUUAUUACACUUGUCUUUUUGUGUAACUUAGACUUCUGUGGAUCGAAUGUUAUUGCCCAUUUCUUUUGUGAAUUUAAGCCUCUUUUAGACAUUACUUGUUCAGACAUAACCGCUGUGAGUAUUAACAUGAUAGUGCUCUGUCUUGUUUUAGUUCUAUUACCUUUCUUACUUAUAAUCAUAUCAUAUGUCUGCAUUUUUAUCACUAUCUUUGGAAUUUCCUCCACCUCAGGCCGACAAAAGACUUUCUCCACUUGUGCCUCUCACUUGGUGGUUGUCUCUACCUAUUAUGGCUCCAUGCUCAUAAUCUACAUGGUCCCUUAUAGUGGACAUUCACUGAAUGCUAACAAGUUUAUUUCCCUUGUCUACAUUGUUUUGACCCCUCUUCUAAACCCCAUUAUAUACAGUCUAAGGAACAAGGAGAUUCAGUCUUCUGCGAUGAAAUAUCUGAAUCUGCGGUUAGAAAAGAUGGGAAAAUCAAGAAAACAUAUUUAA